GCCGCGCCCAUGAAACAUGUGCUACUGUGAUUUCUUCCAUAAAUUUGCUGUUUCUUGGUCGAUUAGUGGCCGAUGUCGGUUUCAGUGGUCCAAAUUCAAAUCUGCAGUUAUUUUUUUACAUAGAAUCUAAACUUAAAAAGAAUUAAAAAUGGGAAAAAAGAAGCGAGCACCAAUGGCCGACAAGGUCCAAAAGAAGAAGAAAGUGACUGUGAAGAAGGUCAACCCUUUCGAGGUCAAGGUCAACCGCCAGAAACACAGUGUCCUUGGGCGCAGGGUCACCAAACAUGACAAGGGAAUGCCGGGGGUCGCAAGGUCAAAAGCUUUGAAGAAGCGUCAAGCUACACUUCUUGUUGAAUAUAAGAAACGAGGCAAAGCCAACAAGUUCAUCGAUAAACGGUUCGGGGAAGACGACCCAAACAUGACCGUGGAAGAUAAAAUGUUGGCACGAUUUGCUCUAGAAAAACAGAAAACCCAUGAGAAACCUGCCAUGUUCAACCUGAAUGAAGAAGAAGAGUUGACCCAUUACGGCCAGUCUCUGUCGGAGAUCGAGAAGUUCAAUGAUCCUGAGACUGAUGACGAAGAUGAGGAGGAAGAGGGACGAAUCACUGCUUCUAUGACCGGGGAGCAGCAUUUUGGUGGCUUCAUGACCAAAGUUGAAGGGAGUGAGAGACCAGAGGUUAAUAAAUCCUGGAAGGAAAGGAUGGAAGAGAUGAUUGCAAAGUCUAAGAAAGCAAAGUAUGAGCGUCAGACGGAAAAGGAGAAGUCGCUAGAAAUGACAGAAAAAGUUGACAGUGAAUGGAAAGAACUCCACAUGCUGAUGGCAGCUUCGAAGAAAACCAAAGAAGACAAAGAAGGUGAAAAAGGCCUCGACGACUUUGAUGUGACGGUGAGACAACUUGGAUUCGAAGCCAAAGGUCAGGCUACUGAUCGUCUCAAGACGGAGGACGAGUUGGCCCAGGAGGAGAGGGAGCGCCUUGAGAAACUGGAGGAAGAUCGUCUCCAGCGGAUGAAGGGAUUCCUGGCCGAGGACGACGAGCCAAAGACACAGCAUCGGUCGGCAGAUGAUUUGGAUGAUGGGCUUUACUAUGGAGAUAAGCCUAAAGGAAAGAAAAGCGUGCAGUUCCACUUGAGUUAUAAAGAUGGCAAGAUGCUGACCCCUGAGACUGAGGAACAGAGCGGAGACGAGGAUGGGUCUGAGGAAGGAGGGUCUGGGGAUGAAGGAGUAGAUGAGGAAGGGUCCGAGGCUGGUGAGGAGAGUGAAGACGACGAGGAGGACAAAUAUUCUGAUAUUGAUGUGGAGAGUGAAGAUGAGGUUUCCGAAGGGGAGGAGGGUGUGGAAGAGGAGAGUCCCGAAGGGCAGGAGAAGAAGAAGGGAAUAUUAAAAAAAGAUCCCAAGAAAAUGCUGGCGAACCUGAAGAAACGGAAAGCAGUAAUGGAAGCCGCCAGGAAAGAAUUGCCGUAUACCUUUGAAGCUCCCGCUGCCUACGAAGACCUUGUCGUUCUGUUAGGGGAUCACACGGUCCAGGACCAGCUCACUAUCAUAGCACGGCUGAGGAAAUGCACCCACCCUAGUAUAGCUGAAGGCAAUAAGGAGAAACUUGAACAGACUUUUGAAUACCUUUUGGAAUAUUUUGGCGACUUGGCUGCACAUCGGCCACCUCAGUUAGAACUCAUUGACAAAUUGACGGUGCCGCUUUAUGAAAUGUCGCAGCAGUUCCCACUCAAAGCUGCCGAGGUUAUCAAUGACUUUCUGUCGGGGCGGCGAGAUGGUUUUAAGGAUAUGGCCGAAAGACGAGCUGGAAGGGGCACUUUCCCUUAUUUAGAUACACUUGUCUAUUUCAAGUUAGUCUCUGUGUUAUUCCCAACAUCUGAUCUCCGUCAUCCUGUCGUCACGCCAACCAUGUUAUUCAUGGCACAGAUAUUGACACAGUCUCCAGUCAGUAAUUUGAGAGAUGUCUCUGUUGGCCUCUUCAUCAUUAAUUUAUUUCUUGAGUACGUAAGUUUAUCCAAACGAUUGUUGCCCGAAGUCCUCACUUUUCUUCACGGGCUGCUAUUUUUGGCGGUGGAGAAAGACCCAAAACAAAUUGAGCAAGUCUUCCCACCAUUCAAGCCUGUGGGUAAAAAUAUAGAUCUACUGCUAUUGAAAGAAAAAGCCAAGAAAGUAAACGUGGUGCCGUUCAAGAUUAGUGAGACGAUUUGUUGCACCGAUGUCAGGAAACUCGAUACCAAGGAAUAUAGAGUGAGUGUGAUAUCACAGACCCUGAAAUUAAUCGGAGCCUACAACGCCCUAUACACAGAUCUACCAGCAUGGAAGGAGCUUUUCUCGCCAAUUCACCAAAUGCUGCAGAAAUUGCCAAUCAAAAGAUACCCAAAAGCAAUUCAAGAUCUCCACUCGUCACUUGUUGAGACUUUUUCUGGUCCAGGUAACCCUAGACAGUUCCUGACCUUUGCAAAGAGAAAGCCGGCUUCUAUUAGGCAAAUGGAGCCCAAGUUUGAUGAAGUGUUCGAUGGAAAGAAGAAGCGUGGUGGAUCGCGAGGCUUCAAGGAGAAACAGCAGCUCCUCCACAAACACAAGAAGGAGAUGAAGGGGGCCAUGAGAGAGAUCAGGAAAGACAACCAGUUCUUGGCAAAACAGAAACUCAAGGAACAAAUGGAGUUGGAUGUUGAGAGGAAGCGUAAGGUGAAGGAGAUCCAUUCGAUGUUAGCAAAUCAGGAGGGAGAUUUCCAGGCGAUGAAGAGGAAGAAGAGCAGUUGAGGAUAACCGAAGAAGAGGUCAAUAAGAUGGAGUCAUUCUCAUUCUAAUACAUUAGAGGGCCUAGUCCUACAACCAUUCUACGCCAUUUUAAAAAAUCAAUUAACAUGUGCGUGUUUGUAAUUUUGGGCAACUAAUUGGUCUUGAAAGGUGUUGCGAAGCAUAUGGACUAAACGACAUGCAGAAUAUCCCCCAAAAGCCAAAUUUUACCGAAAUUGUGUAAACCUUUUGUGCUCUUUGCUCAUGUGCAUCAGGGUAUUGGCGUGCAAAAACAAAGCAAGAGAGAGAAAUAAUUGGUAGUAUUCCUCCAAUGAGACAGCAAAAUUUGAAGCAAAAUUGCUGCCGGUCACAAACCCCACAACUGCACAGCUUUUACAUUGGCUUUUGAUUAUGCAGUGCAUGGCAGUGAUAACAGAUCACAAAGCCGUUAAAAGCAGCAAAACUGUGACAGUAAACUGCUGUACAUGUAGUGGAAUCAGACCUUUUCUCCUUUGAAGCAGUGUAUUAUAUUGUAUAUAAUAUUGGUGAA
Lineus longissimus is the source of this 3281-nucleotide messenger RNA. RefSeq names its product nucleolar protein 14-like. Gene Ontology annotation, cellular component: small-subunit processome; Noc4p-Nop14p complex; nucleolus. Gene Ontology annotation, biological process: maturation of SSU-rRNA. Bases 149 to 2755 code for a protein of 868 amino acids. The transcript has 17 exons. Lineage: Eukaryota; Metazoa; Nemertea; Pilidiophora; Heteronemertea; Lineidae. The record is from RefSeq and is a predicted model, not a curated record.